Pseudoliparis swirei is the source of this 2518-nucleotide messenger RNA. RefSeq names its product double-strand break repair protein MRE11-like. The record is from RefSeq and is a predicted model, not a curated record. The transcript has 20 exons. Gene Ontology annotation, cellular component: Mre11 complex; nucleus. Gene Ontology annotation, biological process: mitotic G2 DNA damage checkpoint signaling; mitochondrial double-strand break repair via homologous recombination; double-strand break repair via nonhomologous end joining. The coding region runs from base 114 to 2165 and encodes 683 amino acids. Gene Ontology annotation, molecular function: 3'-5'-DNA exonuclease activity; manganese ion binding; DNA endonuclease activity. NCBI's taxonomy places the organism in Eukaryota, Metazoa, Chordata, Actinopteri, Perciformes, Liparidae.
GCAAGACUUGCCGGGAGUUUUUACCUCGCAUGUUGAGUUUCUUGAACUCAUGAGGAGGGAAAUCCUUUCGCUGGCCACCUGUUCGGAGUGAGAUCUACAUUCCCCACAUCAUCAUGUCCUCGGAGAACACCUUAGAUGACGAGGAUACCUUCAAGAUCCUGAUCGCUACAGAUAUUCACCUCGGUUACCUCGAGAAGGAUGCUAUCCGUGGCAAUGACUCCUUUAACACACUCGAUGAAAUCCUGAAAUGUGCCAAGACAAAUCAGGUAGAUUUCAUCUUGCUGGGUGGGGAUUUGUUCCACGAGAACAAGCCGUCCCGCCGAUGCCUCCACAGCUGCAUCACGAUGAUGAGACGAUACUGCAUGGGAGACACGCCCAUAAACUUCAACAUUCUCAGUGACCAGACUGUCAACUUCAACACCACUCAGUUCCCCUGGGUUAACUAUCAGGAUGAAAACCUGAACAUCUCUAUACCUGCAUUCAGCAUUCAUGGUAACCACGAUGACCCAACUGGGGCUGAAGGUUUGUGUGCGUUGGAUCUGCUAAGUGCCUCUGGUCUUGUCAAUCACUUUGGUCACUCCCACUCAGUGGAGAAGAUAGAAAUCAGUCCCAUCCUAAUGCAGAAAGGCAGCACCAAGCUGGCCUUAUUUGGUCUUGGUUCUAUCCCAGAUGAGCGCUUGUACAGGAUGUUUGUCAACAACCAGGUCACAAUGCUUCGCCCCAAAGAAGACCAAGAUGAAUGGUUUAACCUCUUCACCAUCCAUCAGAACAGGAGUAAACACGGACCCACUAACUACAUCCCCGAGCAGUUCCUGGAUGAAUUUAUCGACUUGGUGGUCUGGGGUCACGAGCACGAGUGUUUGAUCGCGCCGACCAGAAAUGAGCAGCAGCUCUUCUAUGUGACGCAGCCCGGCAGCUCUAUAGCCACCUCCCUGUCCCCUGGAGAGGCAGCCAAGAAGCACAUCGGGCUGUUGAGGGUGAAAGGUCGUAAAAUGAACCUGCAAAAGAUCCCUUUAAAGACGGUGCGUCAGUUCUUCAUCCAAGAUGUGGUGCUGGACAACUACCAAGACCGCUUCACAGCGGAGACGCCCAACGUCACAAAGAAGGUGGAGGACUUGUGCUAUGCAAAGGUCACAGAAAUGUUAAAAGAAGCUGAAAGCGAAAGACGCGGAUGUCCGCUCACCCCGGAGAAACCUCUGAUUCGCCUGAGGGUGGACUACAGCGGAGGCUUCGAGACGUUCAACACCUCUCGCUUCAGUCAGAAGUUUGUGGACCAGGUAGCCAACCCGAAAGACAUCCUUCACUUUCUCAGACGCCGGGAGCAGAAGGGGGACGCCAAAGAUGAGGUCAAUGUGGACUACAGCAAGCUGGUGAAAAACACAGCCGUGGAGGGGCUGAGAGUGGAGGACCUGGUGAAGCAGUACUUUGAGGCAACCGAACAGACGGUGCAGCUGUCCCUCCUGACGGAGCGCGGCAUGGGGAAGGCCAUUCAGGAGUUUGUGGACAAAGACGAGAAGGACGCCAUCGAGGAGCUGAUCACGUACCAGUUGGAGAAGACGCAGCGCCACCUGCAGGCCAGAGGAGUCGUCACGGAGCAGGACAUCGACGCCGAGAUCCAGCGAUUCAGAGACUCCAAAAAGAACACAGCCGAGGAGGAGAACGAAAUCAAAGAGGCGAUCGACAGGGCCAAAGCUCACCGAUUGGAGCGCGGCAACGAGCCCGUCGACUCCGACAUGUCCAGCGAGCUCGCCGUGGACUCUGACGAGGGCCCGUUCGCUUCGCCCCUCGCGCGAGGCCGAGGAGGGAGGGGCCGCGGAGCCCGGGGGAGGGGAAGAGGUGCAACUGCCUCUGAGCCAAAGCCAGCGGGUCGGGGCCGGGCCCAGAAACCCUCAGCGGCGACCCAAAGCAGGUCCAUUAUACAAGCAUUUCAAGCUUCGUCACAGAGAUCAUCUCGGUAUGCGGAUGAAGUGAUCAUUGAUGACUCGGAUGAAGAUAUUCCUGUAAGGAAAGCUACCCGACCCCCUCCAAAGUCAGCAUCUUUAUCGUCGUCGUUCACCAAGCACAGCGCUCCGAGCCCGUCGGCUAGAGGAGUUGCAUUUGACGACAGCGAUGACGACGAUGAUGAGGACCCAUUCAAAGGCCGCAGCAGACCUUCACGGAGAUGAACACACAGAGCAUCUAUUAUGUCACGCAACAAUGUGUAAAUGCUAAUGAGCAUGUGAGCUGUAGCUGCGUGUUCUGGAGGACUUGAAGUGCAUUUUUUAAUUUUCUCAUCACUCGGUCCACUUGUUCCCUAUAAAUAAUGAUGUUGAUUACCUUCUGAUUGGGGUACAACUAUCCAAUCCAUCUGUUGUGGUGAAGGAUGAAGGCUGAACGGUGCCGUGCUGGAGAGGAUUCAUCAUGCAGCACCUGAACCCUUCAGCUGGGGCGUCUGCUGCCCGUCAGCACUGACCAGUCGUGUUUUGUCAUUGGUCUCUGAUAUUCAGGAAAUUAUAAAUGUUUUUUCAUACAUAAUCAA